GCCCGGAGCCUGAGCCUAUGGAAGUGGAAGAGGGGGAGCUGGAGGCCAUCCCUGUGAGGCGCUCGCUCCGGGAGCUCAUUCCGGACACUAGUAGGAGAUAUGAAAAUAAAGCUGGAAGUUUCAUUACUGGAAUAGAUGUAACCUCCAAGGAAGCAAUUGAGAAAAAAGAACAAAGAGCAAAACGCUUUCAUUUUCGAGCUGAAGUGAAUCUCGCCCAAAGGAAUGUGGCACUGGAUCGGGACAUGAUGAAGAAAGCAAUUCCUAAAGUGAGACUGGACACAAUUUACAUUUGUGGGGUGGAUGAGAUGAGUACACAAGACAUCUUUGCCUAUUUCAAAGAGUAUCCUCCUGCUCAUAUUGAAUGGUUAGAUGAUACAUCAUGUAAUGUGGUCUGGCUUGAUGAAGUAACAGCAACACGGGCUCUAAUAAAUAUGAGUUCCUUGCCUGAUCAGGAGAAAACAAAAAGCAGAGAAAACAAUGAAGAGAAGACAGCUGAAAAAAACAAGAAAGAAAAACAGGAGGAAAGUUCUGACGAUGAGACAGAAGAAGGCGAGGUUGAGGAUGACAAUCCAAGUGACGUUGAGUUGGAUGCCCUCUCCCAGGUAGAAGAGGAUUCUCUCCUGCGUAAUGAUCUUCGCCCUGCCAAUAAACUGGCUAAAGGAAACAAGCUAUUCAUGAGAUUUGCUACUAAAGAUGACAAAAAAGAGCUGGGAGCUGCAAGGAGAAGCCAGUAUUACAUGAAAUAUGGCAAUCCCAAUUAUGGAGGCAUGAAGGGGAUUCUUAGCAAUUCUUGGAAACGAAGAUACCAUUCACGUCGAAUCCAUCGGGAUGUGAUAAAGAAAAGGACACUUAUUGGGGAUGAUGUUGGCUUGACUCCUCCUUAUAAACAUCGUCAUUCAGGCUUAGUAAAUGUUCCUGAGGAGCCUAUUGAGGAGGAAGAGGAGGAGGAAGAAGAUCAGGAUAUGGAUGAAGAUGACAGAGUUGUGGUAGAGUACCGUGAUGAACUGCAAGCUUUCAAACAGUCCCGAGACCGCAGUGCAGCAAGACGAUCGAGUGCUAGUGCAUCUGAUUCUGAUGAAAUGGACUAUGAUCUUGAACUGAAAAUGAUAUCAACACCUUCUCCCAAAAAGAGCAUGAAGAUGACAAUGUAUGCAGAUGAGGUGGAAUCACAACUGAAAAAUAUUAGGAAUUCCAUGCGAGCAGAUAGCAUAGCAACCAGUAACAUCAAAAAUCGGAUUGGCAGUAAAGGAUCAUCAGAGAAAGUUGCAGAUGUAAGACUACUGUUAGAAGAAAAACGUCAGAAUAAUACUGGGCCACGUCAGCCAAACAGCACUGUAAAAUCAGAUGUGCGGCAAAGACUGGGAAAAAGACCACAUUCUCCAGAAAUCAAACCUCCAAGUAGUACCUCUGCUCCUCGUCGAGAGCCAAUAUCAGAUGUACACAGCCGGUUAGGAAUCCCCAAACAAGAUGUAAAAGGCCUCUACUCUGAUACCAGAGAGAAGAAAUCAGGUAAUUUAUGGACCCGAUUAGGGUCUGCUCCGAAGACACAAGAAAAGACUUCAGAUAAACCUGAAAACUCUGUGGCAUCUCCAGAGGAAGAUGAUUCAGAGCUACAGCGGGUUUGGGGUGCUCUCAUUAAGGAAAAAGAACAGUCUCGGCAAAAAAAGAGUCGAUUGGAUAAUUUACCAUCUCUACAAAUUGAAAUCAGCCGAGAAAGCAGUUCUGGAUCAGACACUGAAUCAUGAUUGUUUUUACAUUCUGAUCCUCAAGAUUGUGACUCUGCAGUGUGGCAAGAUUUCCUUUGCCCAAAAGCUGGACACUGGCAAAGACUCUGCAGUGAAGGUUCCAGAAGUGUCUCUGUUCCUUUUAUACAAAAAUAGAGAUGCAUAUACCACUUGAAACCUAAAGCAAUCACGUUUGUCUGGAGUCUGUGGUUGGCCCUGUGUUACGUAGGGCGUUGUCAUACAUGUUUAUUACAGCAAACCUGUAGUUAAUUCUAGGAAAACGCUUUUCCCCAAGCUUUGAACUUAAAAGAAAGGGCAGAAAUGCUCUGUAUUUUUAAGAUGACCUUUUUGUUCUUAAUAUUUUUAACAUGGAGCCUUUUAACAAAAUAUUUUACACAGUUCAUCCAAAGAACAGGGCAUUUCAUAAUCAGCGUCAUUGCCUUGCCCUUCUGGCUCUUACCAGCACCUUUCCUUUCCUCUUGAAGUAAUAACGAUAAUGCUUCCUGGGUAGGCAGCCAGCAAGGAUAAAGCAUGAAGGGACCAUCAUGUUCCCUUCCUCCAAAAUACUGAAUGUAAAUCGAAGUUACGUGUUUUAGUACAGUGAAAUUUCACAUAGUACCCAAGUAGCAUCACUGCUCUCGAGGAAUUCUGCUCGUUUAUUUUGGUGAGACUAUGUUCUGCUGUAGUAGGGAUUGAGAUGUUCAAGACUGCAAAGUUGGAUGUUUGAGAAUUAUGUAAAUUCCCAAGGGUUUAAUUUUUGUUAUGUGAUGAGAAAUUAUAUUUCUUUCAUUUUAUCUGUAUUAUGUUUUGAAGAAAUCUAACAAUUUGAAAACAUACACUUUUAUAUUUGUGAGAAUUUUCCUGUUGGCCACGGUGAAAGCUAUAGUGGUGUUUUCCUACGUGCUGUUUAACUAUAUAUAUAUAUAAAACUGAGAAAAAAGAAAAACUAUAGUAUUACUGUCUCAUGUCAAUAUUUUUGAAUGUUCUUAUUGUAUAGUACGUGUGGAUGUUACACAUGCCUGACUUGUUACACUCAGCUUUUUUACCUGCGUACCUUCUCUAGGUAGGAAAAAGGUUUGACCAGUGUGCAGCUGUAAUUUUUUCUUGUUGCCUAUGGCAUUUAUUUUGAUUGCCAAUAAUUCGGAAUAAGGAAUAAUGCUUGUACAUCACAGAACGGAACAGAUAGCAAAACCAUUGUCUGCUACAUUUUGACAGGCUGAAAAUUUGUUUGUAUUGUCCCUUUUUCCUAGGUUCUGUCAGUCCAAAAGGUCUAUGAAUAUCUCUUCCCAUUGCUGCUUUUUAACAGAUGUUUUAAUCUUUUUUCCCCCUCUAUUUUUGUACUAAGUUCAAGUAGGUUUGAGGCUUCACAAAAGCAAGGAAUCUGCAAUUAACUUUUUUUACUGGUUUAUCACAUGUAAGGAUAGCAGCAUGUAAAAUUCAAGGUAAAAAUGAAAGGUGCAGUGACUAGAAGGGCAAUCUGGGGACUGACUGGGCUUCAAGCCUUAUUAUUUCCUUGUUUUGUGACACUCAUCCUUGAUUUGAUAUUUAAUUAUUGAAUAUAUAAAUAUGUCUCAUAAAAGUACUGUUGAGAGUAAAUGACUGCAAUGUCUGAUCACUGUAAUAAUUCAUUUUAGUGUGUGCUUUCAUUAAUAUCCCUUCCAAAGCUUUCAAAUAGAAUCAUACCCAAACUGUACUAAUUUCUCAAGAUCCUGAUGAAAUUUAACCAGUGUCUUUUUGCCAGUAAACCUUUGUAUUGGAUCCAUUAUGGCCUUUCAUUUUCCUGAUACGACUCAUGCACCUGGUCUGUGAAGACGGGCUUCUGCACUCUUGUGAAUCUUUGCAUGUUUUUUAGCUCAGCAACUGGCUGUGGUCUGCUGUUAAUGUUGCUGAUGACCACUGUGUUUCCAUGUAAAUAUUCAUAAUGCGAGCCUGAUGAAGGACAGACUGACUGGUAUGAAGGAUGGAAUGGGAAUCUCUGCAACUGAUACUAAUGGAUGUGUGGUCUGAACUAAUGGAUGUGUGAAAGCAAGAAAGG
Messenger RNA from Egretta garzetta (little egret), 3759 nucleotides. RefSeq names its product nuclear cap binding subunit 3 (gene NCBP3). The transcript is spliced from 13 exons. Gene Ontology annotation, cellular component: nucleus; cytosol. Gene Ontology annotation, molecular function: RNA 7-methylguanosine cap binding; mRNA binding. NCBI's taxonomy places the organism in Eukaryota, Metazoa, Chordata, Aves, Pelecaniformes, Ardeidae. Bases 18 to 1745 code for a protein of 575 amino acids. The record is from RefSeq and is a predicted model, not a curated record.